Messenger RNA from Syngnathus acus (greater pipefish), 952 nucleotides. It is a transcript of the gene pgrmc1, whose product is annotated as progesterone receptor membrane component 1. The record is from RefSeq and is a predicted model, not a curated record. The transcript is spliced from 5 exons. The coding region runs from base 57 to 602 and encodes 181 amino acids. Gene Ontology annotation, cellular component: endomembrane system; membrane. NCBI's taxonomy places the organism in Eukaryota, Metazoa, Chordata, Actinopteri, Syngnathiformes, Syngnathidae.
UUAUUACAUAAAAAGCACGACACGCCCACACAGAGGAAAACACGGACAGAGUCAACAUGGCUGAAGCGGACGACCCCGAGACAACUUCAGGCGGAAUCUUACAGGAGAUUUUCACGUCUCCUUUGAACCUGGCCCUGCUGGCUUUGAGUCUUUACUUGCUGUACAAAAUUUUCCGCGGGGACAAGCCUCUGGAGGUGGAAGCAGCAGAGCCGCAGCUGCCCAAACUGAAAAAGCGAGACUUCACCCGAGACGAGUUGAAGCCUUACGAUGGGCUGCAGAGUCCCAGAAUCCUCAUGGCUGUCAAUGGAAAAGUAUUCGACGUGACCAGGGGCAGCAAGUUCUAUGGGCCGGACGGUCCAUACGGAGUGUUUGCCGGCAGGGACGCAUCCCGAGGCCUGGCCACCUUCUGCCUGGGUAAGGAGGCCCUGAAAGACGAACACGACGACUUGUCUGACCUGAAUGCCACGGAGCUGGAGAGCCUCUCCGAGUGGGAGACCCAGUUCACAUUUAAAUACGACUAUAUCGGGAAGCUGCUAAAGCCCGGCGAGGAGCCGACAGAGUACACAGACGACGAGGAAGUCAAGGACAAGAAAACAGACUAAAGAGUGAAACGCGAAGGUGACUUUAUGCCGAGGCAGUGCGGACUGCCACCGCUUUCCAGAAAGGAAAAUGGGGCCAUUCAGAACGACUGUAACCAGUGAGGGAAGAUGUUUUUUUUUGUUUGUUUGUUUUUUUAGAGGUGGACCAAGUGUACUCCUUUCAUAUGAAAUCAUGUUUCUCACUUUUCACCGUCAUUCCCGUUCCAAAAGGCCACAUACUCACCUUUAUUGUCAAUUCAGUGAGGUAAUAAAUGUCAUUUGCUAAGCUUUGUACAGACGGACAGACUGAAUGUUAUAAUACAGUCAGCCUGGAAAUGAUAUCCAUUUAAUAAAUAAACUUUUGAAAAGAGCAA